Molecule: messenger RNA, 1687 nt
Organism: Gadus chalcogrammus (walleye pollock)
Lineage: Eukaryota; Metazoa; Chordata; Actinopteri; Gadiformes; Gadidae
Product: WD repeat-containing protein 82-like
Exons: 9
Coding region: 188-1135 (315 amino acids)
Cellular component (GO): Set1C/COMPASS complex
Molecular function (GO): protein binding; chromatin binding
Source: RefSeq, a predicted model, not a curated record
AAAACAAACAUCCAUCUGAGCUCACUGUUUCUGGUAGAGCAUUAAUAGCCCCAAUACAACCUUGCGUUAUGUUAACAAUAAAUACGAUUUUUUUUAGUUUUUCCUUUGGCUAUAACUUUGCAUCCUGCAAAGGAAGCAAUAAAACGUUGUUUUUUCACCGUCCAGUUUGAAGAGCGCAUGCGCAACUAUGAAAAUCACAGAUAGCGUAUUACGAAGUUUUAGGGUCGCCAGGACCUAUCAAGAAAACAGUGGAAAAGUGAAUUGCGUGGAUUACAGCCCAGAUGGCGAGAGUGCGAUAUCAAGUAGUGACGACGACUCCAUCGUGUUGUAUGACAUCCGAGAGGGAAAGCCGAAUCGGACUCUGUACAGUAAAAAGUACGGAGUGGACCUCAUCCGAUUCUCUCAUCGAGAUACGUCCACCGCAGUCUACACCUCCAACAAACUAGACGAUACAAUCAGAUACCUGUGUCUCAAUGACAACAAGUUCAUAUGUUAUUUUCCUGGUCACACUGAUAGAGUUGUGGCUCUUUCAAUGUCACCAGUGGACGACACAUUUAUCUCCGGUUCGUUGGAUAAAACGAUUAGGAUUUGGGAUUUGCGUGCUCAAAAUUGUCAGGGCGUAACUAAUCCAUUAGGGAGGACUGUGUGCGCGUUUGACCCUGAAGGGCAGAUAUUUGCCGCAGGAGUCGAAUCGCAAACAAUUAAAUUGUACGACCUCCGUGCUUUUGACAAGGGUCCCUUUGCAGCCUUUGAGACCAGGUUUAGUCGUGUCUGUGAGUGGACCGGACUCUCGUUCAGUAGCGACGGCAAGCAGAUCCUCGUCUCGACCAAUGGCGGUGCCAUCUGCAUCCUCCACGCUUACAAUGGAUCCGUGCUACACACCUUCUCUGGUUACAACAACAGCAAUGGAAUACCACUGCAGGCCUGCUUCACUCCGGAUUCCCAGUUUGUCAUGAUUGGCUCGGAAGAUGGGAGAGUCCAUGUGUGGAGCACCGAGAGUGGUAUGAAGGUCGCUGUGCUGGACGGGAAACACGCUGGCCCUAUCAACACUCUGCAGUUUAACCCACGCUACAUGACAUUUGCCAGUGCCUGCACUAACAUGACGUUCUGGCUGCCGUGCGUUGAUGAAGUUUAGAGCUGUGGAGCUGGGAUUUUGUCCCGUCAUUUUGCACCUUGAAUGCGAACGACACAUUUUGAUGUGUUGUUGGUUGACUGAAAAACUUGAGCUUUUCCAAUAUGAUUUCAAACCAUUUUGUUUAAUUUUUUUUUUUAUCAGAUUUUUGUGUACAGAGUGAAAAUAUAUUUUGUAACGUUUUUGGUUGUUUUCAUUAUUUAAAAGUGACGAUUUAAUGUAUUCAACUGUGUUUUUAUAUGAGAUUAAAACUUGUGUUUUUCUAUUUUGUUAAAUUUGUUUUUCUAGAUCUUUAAAAUAGAUUCUUCUACAUCAUCAGGCAUGAGUACAAAAGGUCCAUCUGUGAGUUCAUUAUCCCGUUUUCUUUUGAGUGCGGUUUUUCUAACGAUAAUAAUAGGAUUAGUGUUAAUGGCGCUUGCUUGUUAAUGGUGCUAAACGAUUCUACACUUACACUCAGGCUUACUUGAUGGAUAUUGUCCUGGUGGCUCUCUCACCAGUGUCAUUGUUGGGACCACCAAAGGCUUACUGACACUAGACUGAAUAAACGUUAGUAAA